Messenger RNA from Acyrthosiphon pisum (pea aphid), 2478 nucleotides. RefSeq lists its product as uncharacterized. The record is from RefSeq and is a predicted model, not a curated record. NCBI's taxonomy places the organism in Eukaryota, Metazoa, Arthropoda, Insecta, Hemiptera, Aphididae. The coding region runs from base 107 to 1507 and encodes 466 amino acids. The transcript is spliced from 2 exons.
AAAAUGUUUUUAAUACAAUUAAAAACAUUCUGACUACGUAUAACCGUUUCUCAAAAAAUUUUUUGAAAUUGUAUUAAAAAUAUGAAUUAAAAAAACGAAAUAUAUUAUGCUAUUCAUCGUCGUCCUGUGUUUGGCGUUGUUCACGUCACCGUCCGCCACCGUUGCCGCUCCUGUGAUAAUGGCCACCGACGGACUGGCUGACAACAGUAACUUUCGACUCUGGCCGCGGCGAUCGUCACCACCCGACGCCUUUGUCCCCACGUGGAUGGCUGCCGAAGGACCGACUGACAACCAAAACUUUCAGCCUUGGUCACCAUAUCACUACCAGUGUGACCACCACGCAAAGGUGACCAAGUCCACCCCAGAUGUGUUCCACAACAGGAUAGGCCUUCACCACGACCGCUCAAGCAUGGUAACCAAGUUCACCCCAGCCGUGUUCCUCACCAGGACAAACCAUUACCACUACCGCUCGAGCGUGGUAACCAAGUCUACCCCAGCUAUGUUCCACACCAGGGCAGGUCAUUACCACGACCGUUCAAGCAUGGUAACCAAGUCCAUUCCAGCCAUGCUCCACACCAGGGCAAACCAUUACCACUACCACUCGAGCGCGGUAACCAAGUCUACCCCAGCCGUGUUCCACACCCGGGCAAACCAUUACCACUACCACUCGAGCGCGGUAACCAAGUCUACCCCAGCCGUGUUCCACACCAGGGCAAACCAUUACCACUACCGCUCGAGCGUGGUAACCAAGUCUACCCCAGCUGUGUGUCACACCAGUGCAGGCCAUUACCACGACCGCUUAAGCGUGGUAACUAAGCCUGACUCAGCUGUGGUCUACACCAAGGCAGACCAUUACCACGACCGUUCGAGCGUGGCAACUGAGUCUGACUCAGCUGUGGUCUACACCAGGGCAGACCAUUACCACGACCGCUUGAGCGUGGUAACUAAGCCUGACUCAGCUGUGGUCUACACCAAGGCAGACCAUUACCACGACCGUACAAGCGUGGCAACUGAGCCUGACUCAGCUGUGGUCUACACCAGGGCAGACCAUUACCGCGAUCCCUCGAGCGUGGUAACCCAGUCUACCCCAGCCGCAGUCUACACCAAGGAAGACCAUUACCAGGACCGUUCGAGCGUUAUAACCGAGCCCCACCAGGCCUCAGCAUACAUCAGGAAUCAACAAGAUCACUCAACCACGGUCACCGAUGACAAACCUAGUCCCUACCCGAAUAAUCAUAUUGAGCUGCAGCCGCCGUCAUCGAUGGAAAAUACUGUUGCAGAAGACAUUUCGGCGUACGCCCGUUAUUAUGACGAAUCUGGAGAAGACUUCGUCGACGACGACUACUACUCGUUGUACGGUUUCGUUCCGGUUAUUUUUCUGGUGACGUUUGUGUUGUUGUAUCCGAGUUUUUAUUGCUAUAGUACUCGAAGAAAGAAAACAAACGGUUUUUAUUUGCAAACAAAUAGCUGCAGUUGUAAAGCUAAAUAUAUUUUAUGUUCGGAAUAAUCGCGUUUACGACGUUAGGUAUAAUUAUAAUAUUUAAAACAGAAAAAUAUAUAUUUGCUGUUUUAAAUAUCAUAAAUUAUAACGUCGUAAACGCGAUUAUUUCGAACAGAAAAUAUAUUAAGCUUUACAACUGCAGUUAUUUGUUUUGUCAAAUAAAAACCGUGUUUUCUUUCUCCGAGUACUAUAGCAAUAAAAACUCGGAUACCCCGAUUUUUGGCCUGCUGAUAAGGCCGGUUGCUUACUACCUAUACAAAUAAACACUCGGAUACACGCAGACAUCGCCAGAAAAAUUAUCGGUAGCUGUGAUCGUCUGUUGUACGAACAAGACGUAUAAGGUAGCAAACUCACCGGGCGAAACGUCUUCCGGAACCAUCAUCUCGUCCAGAGGCGACGGCGUACUGUUCCGGAUAUCUGACGACGGUUGUUCGGGCAGGGAUCGCCUGUAGUGUCGUGUAACCGCGGUAAUGAACAGAACUACCAGCUGGUGUUGCUAUGAAAAUGGAAAGACAGAAACUGCAACACAAAAUACUUAAUAUGUUUAUCAAUUGUUAUCAUAAUAAAAUACUCUUAUUAUAGAAAUAUUGACAAAAACAUUUACAAUCCGUAACCUUAUUCAGUACACGAAUUCAGUGCUUAGAUUUAAAGUAUGAUCUAAGAAAUACGAUGGGGGUCCCACACUUAAACACUAAUUAUUCAAUGAGAUACAGGCGUUUGAAAAUAUGUUUUACGCGUAAAUGUGUCUCAUUCGACACAACGAUUUAAAUCGUUAAAGAUACAAUUUAUAAAAACAUUUUAUAUAACUUAAUUUUUUUUUAUAUUAAUGACACUGGUGUGAUUAUAGUUUUGAUAUACUUUCUAGAUUUUUUAUAAAAGAUAAAUUUAUUAAAGUAAAUUUUGUAAAAAUUGGUUUAUACGGCAGUAAACUUGCGGACUCAAUAAUAUUGUACUUGUACUUAAUUACAACUUAUAGU